Molecule: messenger RNA, 264 nt
Organism: Symbiodinium sp. CCMP2592
Lineage: Eukaryota; Dinophyceae; Suessiales; Symbiodiniaceae
Source: the annotation of a GenBank genome assembly
AUGAGGGCGACUUCUAUCGUGAGGCUCCCAUCUUCGUCAGUGCCGAGGAGUCUGUUCGUGGACUGCACCUCGAUGCCGUGGAGGCCGUGUUCAUCUUGGGACUACCCAAAGCCGGAGCAUCUUACGUUCAUAUGGCCGGCAAGUCAGAGAGAAUUUGUGCUGUCGGUUCCGGAAUCGUGCUCGGGGCGAAAGUCUGUCUGGCUCGAAUGCCCUUGCAAGCUAGGACUUGCUCUCGCACCCACAGCUAUACAUGCUGCAGCCUGA